This is a messenger RNA of Olea europaea var. sylvestris, 390 nucleotides long. Its product is annotated as ubiquitin-like. Bases 1 to 390 code for a protein of 129 amino acids. The record is from RefSeq and is a predicted model, not a curated record. NCBI's taxonomy places the organism in Eukaryota, Viridiplantae, Streptophyta, Magnoliopsida, Lamiales, Oleaceae. Gene Ontology annotation, cellular component: nucleus; cytoplasm. The transcript has 2 exons. Gene Ontology annotation, molecular function: ubiquitin protein ligase binding; protein tag activity. Gene Ontology annotation, biological process: modification-dependent protein catabolic process; protein ubiquitination.
AUGGUGAAACCAAGAUACAUGACAAGGAAGCUUGAGGAUGGUCGUAGUUUGGCAUACUAUAACAUUCAUAAGGAGUCCACACUCCACUUGGUGUUGAGGCUUGGUCAUGGCAGGCAGAUUUUUGUCAAAACCCUUACUGGGAAGACAAUAACCCGUGAAGGUGACAGCUCCGACACCAUUGAUAACGUUAAAGCUACAAUUCAGGACAAGGAGGGAAUCCUACCAGACCAAGAGAGGCUGAUCUUCACUGGCAAACAGCUUGAGGACAACCGAACAUUGGCAAACUAUAACACUCAGACGGAGUCAACUCUGCACUUGGUGCUGAGGUUAAGAGGAGGCAUGCAGAUUUUUGUGAAGACUCUGAUAGGAAAACUCGUCAGUUCGUCUUGA